Molecule: messenger RNA, 913 nt
Organism: Rhinichthys klamathensis goyatoka
Lineage: Eukaryota; Metazoa; Chordata; Actinopteri; Cypriniformes; Leuciscidae
Product: leptin receptor gene-related protein
Exons: 4
Coding region: 143-535 (130 amino acids)
Biological process (GO): late endosome to vacuole transport via multivesicular body sorting pathway; negative regulation of growth hormone receptor signaling pathway
Cellular component (GO): endosome
Source: RefSeq, a predicted model, not a curated record
AGCUUCAGAUCAGUGAAUUCUCCUCUCGUAGAUUUUAAAAGGCUCUGCUCCUUUAAGGGUGGAUCAGUAGUUGAAGAGGAAAUAGGAAGUCAGUCCAUAACAUUUAGCACAAAGAUCUAAAAACAAAAGGCGUUUGCGAGUGAUGGCAGGAAUAAAAGCUCUUGUUGCGUUGUCCUUCAGUGGUGCACUUGGACUGACCCUUCUCCUUUUGGGAUGUGCACUGCAACAUUUUGGACAGUACUGGCCCAUGUUUGUCCUGAUCUUCUACAUUCUGUCACCUAUACCAAAUUUAAUAGCUAAGAGGCAUGCAGAUGACACAGAGUCAAGCAAUGCAUGCAGGGAGCUUGCAUACUUCUUAACCACUGGAAUCGUGGUGUCAGCCUACGGGCUCCCCAUUGUGCUAGCUAGAACAUCUGUGAUCAAGUGGGGCGCCUGUGGCCUGGUAAUGGGAGGCAAUAGUGUCAUUUUUCUGACCAUUCUGGGGUUCUUCCUGACAUUCGGGCGUGGAGAUGACUUCAGCUGGGAACAGUGGUAAAACCCACCAGGAGGAAGUACAUCACUACACUAUAAAUUAUGAAACUUGAAAUAGUUUCCCAUGGUAAUGCUAAUGAACCCAGGCCUUGACAGAGACUGCUUUGUUUUACUCUCGGUCACAUCUGCUCUGCUCUGUUACUCUGCUUCUGCCUUUUCAUUUGCAUACAUGUCACUCAGCCUAUGCAUGACUCUGUAUAUACAAUGAUUUUCUUCAAAAAAAACCUUCAAUAUGAAGAUGCAUUUAUUGAAAGUAGUUUAAACAGCACAACGUAAAGGCUGAAUCUCUCAAAACCUGUAACGUACAGUUUGAGUCAUAUUUCACUCAAAUCAAAAGCACAAAAAAAAGAGUCAAUAAUAUUUGCUUAAAUAAAAUUAAGCC